AUGAUGCAUAACAUCAUAUUGCUCACCCUUCCCCUUCUCGUCUUUUCCCUCCCAUCACCUGAUCUUAUAGGGCCCCGCACCCGUCCUUCACCUUUCCUCAUCCGCAGCCGCGCGGAAGCAAGAGAUAUUGACUAUUGGAAUACGCCCCGCCCCGAUAACUUCCUCUCCAAGCGGUCCAAUGUUCACUCGAUCGAGUACUUCACUAAUCCCUCUCCGUCUUUCAAAGCCCGUUCUCCUCGCCAGGUAUCCUAUCCUGCCUCACCCUUGAUCAACCCGGAGCAACAAACCAAGCGAGCAACAUCUGGCCAGUGGGAAAACAUGUCUGGCUCUGGCUUGUACCACCCCGCGGUUACAUCCUGGGGCCCCGGUCGGCAGGACGUAUAUUAUACGCAUCGCGACCGAAAAUGCCGUCACAAGUACUAUCGCGGCGGUAGCAACCCGUGGAUUCCAGAGUGGGACGAUCUGGGUGGAAGCCUCGACUCUGCUCCAAGUUGUUGCAGUAGGAGAAGUGGAUACAUGCACAUGUUUUGCAAAGGAACAGACUAUCAGAUUUGGCAUCGCCCCUACAGUGGCGGUGGGUGGGGAUCAUGGCAACCGAUGGGGGGCAACUGCAAGCACUAUCCUUCCUCGUGCUCCUGGGGCGGCAGGCAUGCGUCUGUCUACACCAGCUCCAGUGACAAUCAGCUGUGGGGGAUUAGGUACGAUGAGAAUAGCGGAUGGGGCAGCUGGCAAAACAUGGGCGGCUCCCUCGCCGGUGCGCCAAAGUCUGUAAGCUGGGGUGAAGGCCACACGGGAGUGGUGGUGAGAGGGACAGAUGGACAGGCAUGGGCGACACAAAUGAUGAAUGGAAAUACUUGGGGAAGCUGGACAAACCUCGGGGGCUCGUUGGAUAGUGAACCCAGCGCCGUUGCUUGGAGCGGCACUAUGACUGUGGCCGUUGGGGGAACCGACGGGGCGGUGUGGAUGAGAACUUACACCAACAGCACCGGGAAUUGGGGUAACUGGAUGAACAUGGGUGGUGAUGUGCGACCAGGCACGGCUCCAGAUGUUGUUGCUUGGGGCAAUCAGAUGGAAGUGUACUACACUGGCCGGGACGGUGCCAUGUACCGCAAAAAGGCCACCAAUGGCCAGUGGACAGCUUCGUGGGAGAAUAUGGGCGGCAGUGUUACUACGAAACCUAGCGGCUUAGCAUGGGAUAACGGAAAGGUGGAUGUAUACGGCAUGGCGUCGGAUGGUAGCACCCGUCGAUGCUAUUGA
This is a messenger RNA of Podospora pseudopauciseta, 1257 nucleotides long. RefSeq lists its product as uncharacterized. NCBI's taxonomy places the organism in Eukaryota, Fungi, Ascomycota, Sordariomycetes, Sordariales, Podosporaceae. Bases 1 to 1257 code for a protein of 418 amino acids. The transcript has a single exon. The record is from RefSeq and is a predicted model, not a curated record.